This is a messenger RNA of Dichotomopilus funicola, 663 nucleotides long. RefSeq lists its product as uncharacterized. Lineage: Eukaryota; Fungi; Ascomycota; Sordariomycetes; Sordariales; Chaetomiaceae. The transcript has a single exon. The coding region runs from base 1 to 663 and encodes 220 amino acids. The record is from RefSeq and is a predicted model, not a curated record.
AUGGCAAACUCCAGUCCCCCACUCGAUGCAUCCAGUCCGAGCAGCCACCCGACAGGGGCUCAACCUCCACCCCCGCCCCCGCUCCCACUUCCAUUGCGCGCACAACCUAAACCUGCUGCACUUGAGCCCUGGGAAACUGAAUACCAUGCGAAGCUCGCUUGCAUGCCGGAAAACUACUUGUUAGAGAGAGAGGAACCAAAGCCAUUUGUCUACGAACCAGUCUACUACUUUUUCUAUGGCACCCUCAUGAAGCCCGACAUCCUCAAGGGCGUUCUUGGCCUGCAAACAGAACCGACCCUGCGACCUGCCAACGUCUACGGCUAUGAACUUACGAACUGGGGCCAAUACAAAGCCCUUAUUAACGGCAAACCGGGAGUUGCGUUGGCGGGGUAUGCCUAUCUGGUGGAGUCACUUGACCACAAAUACCGGUUGGCGAAGUACGAGACGGGUGCCUACACCCUGAAGCCCUGCAAUAUUUAUUUUACCGACAACCCGGAUGGUCGGGAGGACGAGGAGCCGACUCCCGGCGAGACUUUCAAGUACGCCGGGGAUGCGGUGGCUCUCAAGGAGGGGCGGUUUGACCGGGUGUUGUGGGAGUUGCAAAUGGGUACAAGGCUGCCGCCGGCUUGGGGGCGAGGAGAUGAGGGCGGAAAGACCAAGUAG